Neoarius graeffei (lesser salmon catfish) is the source of this 3088-nucleotide messenger RNA. It is a transcript of the gene usp2a, whose product is annotated as ubiquitin specific peptidase 2a. Gene Ontology annotation, molecular function: cysteine-type deubiquitinase activity. The record is from RefSeq and is a predicted model, not a curated record. NCBI's taxonomy places the organism in Eukaryota, Metazoa, Chordata, Actinopteri, Siluriformes, Ariidae. Gene Ontology annotation, cellular component: cytoplasm. Gene Ontology annotation, biological process: protein deubiquitination. The transcript has 15 exons. Bases 430 to 2115 code for a protein of 561 amino acids.
CUGUUAAUUAAUGUAUUAGCGGUGUCGUUUGUGUGUUAUUUCUGUGCAAAGUGUGUUCUAGGAGGCUGAAGUGUUGGAUUAGAGUAUGAGGGAGGUGUGUUGGAGCAGCACAGGGGGAUGAGACAGUGCACUUUGUGAAUUCCGUCCGUGAUUCGGAAAGAGGGCGAGGAAACUCUGAGGCUUAGUCGGAGAGGAGACGAGCACAGCUGAACAACAUCGGCAGGGCUGAUCUAACAGAGGCUAACACCAAAACAGCUUGUGUUUGCAGUAAUCAUUUUAUCUCAGGUUUGAGCAUUGACACAUUGAAGGUUGGAUGGGACAUGUGACAAGCUACCCCCUCUGUUUCUCCACUGACUGGAACUGAGAACGGUUCAUCAUACAGCAGUCGAUGCGGCCUGUCACUGUCUCUCCUCUGUCCGAGCUCUCAGCAUGUCUCGCGUCUCCUCCACGGCCAAGCGCUACGCUGGCUCUUCCUAUACCAGCCACUAUAGCUCAUACAGCUCCUCCCUGACGCCCUCACUCGGGACUUAUGAUCGUGACAAGCUCCCCUACAAAACCCCUUCGACGGCUUUCUCCACCUCUAGCUACCUAAGCUCGAGCAGCAGUCGCACACGGAAUUACCACUCCUCAGAGCCUGAGCGUGGCCGUCCUAUCCCUCGCACUGACCUGCUGAGCGGCCGGCGCAGCGAGAGCCUGAGUCGCACGCCCUUAAAGGGCUAUAAUUCAGGACUGAAUGGCGGCUCAGCCUACAGCUACUCGCCGGCACAGACCAGCUACCUCUCCACCUCUCCCAUGCCAUCCAGCAUCUCCCUAAACCGAAGAAAGUCAGUCAGUCAGAGCGACCUGACACGGGAGUUGUCCUCGCUGGCCCUCAAUGACGCUUCCAGCAGCAGUCUGAAGCCAGCAUACAGGAGCCGGAUAAGUGAUGCCACCGAGUCCUAUAGCAGCAGCAGCUUGCGCUCAGGCUUCGGGAUGUCACGCAGCUCCACACAGGAGGCCCUGAGUAGCAGCAGUAGCAGCAGCCGCUUCUCCACCUCCAUCGGACGCUCCAGUUCACCGCUCAGGGAGGAGCCAGUGAGAACGAGCUCCAAGGCUGCUCAAGGCGUGGUUGGAUUAGAUAAUCUGGGCAAUACAUGCUUUAUGAACUCCAUCCUUCAGUGUCUUAGCAACACACACAGUUUGCGAGACUAUUGUCUACACAACUCCUACCGUCGCGACCUCAACAACAGCAACCGCACAAACACUGCACUGAUGGAGGAAUUUGCCAAGCUCAUUCGGACACUGUGGACGUCGUCAACCAGCGACGUCAUCAUCCCUUCCGAGUUCAAAACACAAAUCCAGAGAUACGCGCCCAGAUUUGUCGGCAACAGCCAACAAGACGCUCAGGAGUUUCUGCGCUUCCUGCUUGAUGGCCUGCACAAUGAGGUGAACAGGGUUACAGUACGGCCACGUGUCGCCACAGAGGACUUCGACCAUUUAUCUGAUGAUGAGAAAGGGAGAAUGAUGUGGAACAGAUACCUGGCGAGAGAGGACAGUAAAAUCGUAGAUGUGUUCGUAGGGCAGCUGAAGAGCUCUUUGACCUGCACCGAGUGUGGCUAUUGUUCCACUGUGUUUGAUCCCUUCUGGGAUCUUUCCUUACCAAUCCCCAAGAAGGGCUACGGAGAGGUCAGUCUGAUGGACUGCAUGCGACUCUUCACUAAAGAAGAUGUGCUGGACGGAGACGAGAAACCAACAUGUUACAGAUGUAGAGCCAGAAGAAAAUGUACAAAGAAGUUCACAAUUCAGAAGUUCCCUACAAUCUUAGUGCUCCAUCUGAAGCGUUUCUCAGAAGGUCGAGUCAGAUCCAGCAAACUGUCUACUUUUGUCAACUUUCCCAUGAAGGACCUGGACCUCAGGGAGUUUGCCUCAGACAGAAGCAGUAAUACAGUGUAUAACCUGUAUGCGGUGUCCAAUCACUCAGGCACUACCACGGGGGGGCAUUACACAGCAUACUGCUGCCAUCCUGACUCAGGACAAUGGUACACAUUUAAUGAUUACAGAGUAACGUCAAUGUCCUCCAGUCAUGUGCGCAGCAGCGAUGCGUACGUUCUGUUCUACGAGCGAGCCAACUUGUGACGGCUUACAGGAGACAGAAGGAGCGAGGUCAUCAGCCUCACGCGGCAUCCUCACAGAAAGAAGAUGCUGUCACCUUCUCCUGGACACCUGACAGAAAUAAAUGUAGCGUCAUUACUGGCGCUCUGCUGCUGUGUCCAGUUCAUUUUCAUUAGGGAGGUCUGGAGUCUCCUGAUGCCUCCAUGUAUGUGUGUGUGAGUGUGUGCGCGUGUGUGUGUGUGUGUCUGAGGGCAGCUCCUUGGGAGACACCAUCGGGUAAUAAAACCCUCGUGACUCCGUCUCCCCAGUCUCUCGCUAUGCACUGCAACAGAACUCUGGUCCCGUCUGCGCCUUGUACAAGAUCGCCUCAGUACACAGACUGGUUUAACAUAGACGUGUUUUCUUGUCAAUUGUAUCAUUUUUAUUUGUAUUCCCUACACUCCAGGGGAAAUGAACUGGUCUGAGGCUCCCUCCGCUGAGGGAGACAUGAUUUACAACCUCUAAGCUGCAGCUCAUAUAUUUAUUUGAGCUCAUCGGUUUGUUACACAUCUCUGCUUUUAUUCAGUGACAUAGUUUUUGACUUGUUUCACCUGUCAUUUUCUCCCAAUCGCUUUCCACUCCAUUCUCUCCCUCCUCUUACUCUCCUGAGGGCUGAAAGAGGCAAAAGGUCUGUUUAAGGUGCGCCGUGUUGACAGGACACCGUGUGGCUGCUACUGAUCUGAUACUCAAAUGCUGUGAACGAGAGGACAGUGGAGUCGAGCUGAUUAUAAUUCACUCGGUCGUCCUGAUCGUACAGAUUGGUUUAUCUUUGAUUUCAUGCCAUUGAACAACAUGGAAAGAAGGUUUUUUUUGGGGGGGGAAAACUCUAUCUGUAUAUUUUUAUAUAUGAUGCAAUAUAGAGAAUGUAAAAUACUGUGGUGCUGAAAAUGACCUGUUACUGUUUCUGUUUUCAGUUAAUUUAACAGGAGAAAGAGAAUGGAUACUAUUUAUGCUCACA